CAAAGCUCGCGCCCUGGAAGCGGGACAGUAGCUCGGCCGGGUGCGGGCGGACGAAGCCGCUUGCGAUUUCUCCUGGGGCGGCUGCAGGAGUUCCACACGCCGGGCGUGCCCUGCCCCUUCCUCUUUGGACAACCUUGAAGGCGCGCACACAGUCGGCAUUCUGAGGCCUCGAACUCCAGGGCCUUGACUGGACAGGCCGCGGAUCUCCGACCCCUGCCCCGCGAGUGAGUCCGCCGGACCGGGCCGCCGCCAAGCACGGGUGCCCCAGGCUCGGAAGAACAGCCCUGGUCUUCUACAGCCUUGUAGGGGAUGUAUUUUAAAGAAUUGUUGAAGACAAAACAUCUUAUUUUCCUUUUUUAAUGGCUUUAGAGAAUUUUAAACCAAAUACAAUUUGACAUGACGGCAAAAAAUGUUGGUUUGAGUUCCACAAAUACAGAAUUAAGAGGAUUUAUAGAUCAGAAUCUCAGUCCAACAAAAGGAUCCAACCAGGUGCUGGGAUGCAAAGCUGAGACACGGACCACCUACGGCAGAACUGCAAGUAACAUUUCAUUUGUCGCAUAUCCAGUCUCCAGCACCAACUCACCAACCAAGAUUUUACCGAAAACCUUAGGACCAAUAAAUGUGAAUGUUGGACCCCAAAUGAUUAUAAGCACACCCCAGAGACUAGCCAGUUCCGGAAGUGUUCUGAUCGGGAGCCCGUACACCCCUGCACCGGCGAUGGUCACGCAGACACACAUAGCAGAAGCCACGGGCUGGGUCCCGAGUGAUAGAAAACGGGCUAGAGAAUUUAUAGACUCUGAUUUUUCAGAAAGUAAAAGAAGCAAAAAAGGAGAUAAAAAUGGAAAAGGCUUGAGACAUUUUUCGAUGAAAGUGUGCGAGAAAGUUCAGCGGAAAGGUACAACAUCCUAUAAUGAAGUGGCUGAUGAGCUGGUAUCAGAGUUCACCAAUUCAAACAACCAUUUGUCAGCUGAUUCGCAGGCUUAUGACCAGAAGAACAUUAGGCGAAGAGUUUAUGAUGCUUUAAAUGUGCUAAUGGCAAUGAACAUCAUUUCAAAGGAAAAAAAAGAAAUCAAGUGGAUCGGCCUGCCUACCAAUUCUGCUCAGGAGUGUCAAAACCUGGAGAUAGAGAAGCAGCGGCGGAUAGAACGGAUCAAGCAGAAGCGGGCCCAGCUGCAAGAGCUUCUCCUGCAGCAAAUCGCUUUCAAAAACCUGGUGCAGAGGAAUCGGCAAAAUGAACAGCAGAACCAGGGCCCUCCCGCUCUGAACUCCACCAUUCAGCUGCCAUUUAUCAUCAUCAACACGAGCAGGAAGACAGUCAUAGACUGUAGCAUCUCCAGUGACAAGUUUGAGUACCUUUUCAACUUUGACAACACCUUUGAGAUCCACGACGACAUCGAAGUUCUGAAGCGGAUGGGGAUGUCCUUCGGCCUGGAGUCAGGCAAGUGCUCCCUGGAGGACCUGAAGCUGGCCAAGUCGCUGGUGCCGAAGGCUUUAGAAGGCUACAUCACAGAUAUAUCCACAGGACCUUCUUGGUUAAAUCAGGGACUGUUGUUGAACUCGACCCAGUCAGUUUCAAACUUAGACGUGACCGCUGGGGCCCCCUUGUCCCAGUCAAGUGUAAACCAGGGCUUGUGCCUGGAUGCGGAAGUGGCCUUAGCAACCGGGCAGCUCCUCGCCCCCAACAGCCACCAGUCCAGCAGUGCGGCCUCCCACUGCUCCGAGUCCCGAGGCGAGACGCCCUGCUCGUUCAACGACGACGACGAGGAGGAAGAGGAGGACGACUCCUCCUCCCCGGAAUAAAGACAGGACGAAACCCACGUUUC
Molecule: messenger RNA, 1823 nt
Organism: Artibeus jamaicensis (Jamaican fruit-eating bat)
Lineage: Eukaryota; Metazoa; Chordata; Mammalia; Chiroptera; Phyllostomidae
Gene: TFDP2
Product: transcription factor Dp-2
Exons: 14
Coding region: 397-1800 (467 amino acids)
Biological process (GO): regulation of transcription by RNA polymerase II; regulation of cell cycle
Cellular component (GO): transcription regulator complex; nucleus
Molecular function (GO): RNA polymerase II transcription regulatory region sequence-specific DNA binding; DNA-binding transcription factor activity, RNA polymerase II-specific
Source: RefSeq, a predicted model, not a curated record